AAACCCUCCUCCUCCUCUCUCUCUCCCCCUCGCAGAAGAAGAAGAAGAAGAUGGGAGCGUGAGCAUCAGCUUCUUUUGCUUCCUUGCCCCUCAAGUCAAUAAACAACCCAUUUCUCCCUCUCCUGUAUCCUCCCCAUUUUCACUCCAGCAUCCGUAAACCUUCUCUUUCAUCAUUCACUUGUCCCCCCACACAGAAUUGUUUGUAGCUCGUUACAAGAAUGGCGAAAGCGCGCCCAAUUGGGCUAAUCUCAGCCCUGGCUGCCUCUGCUUCCGCCUCUGCUAGCGUCGCAUACGCCGACGGCCCCUUCAGCUUCAACCCUUUCUCCGCUCCUCCUGCCGGAGCUCCUCCUCCAACUUCUGCCGAUAAACAGUCUCCAACCUCUGAAGUGGGAUCUACGGCGCCGAAUGAGCCUCCUCCCAUUAGGGUUAGAAAUGAUCAGCCGAGGACCUCAUCCGCCGGGUUUGAUCCCGAGGCCCUUGAGCGAGGUGCCAAGGCUAUCAAGGAGAUCAAUAGCUCUUCUCAUGCUAAAAAGGCGUUUGAAUUAAUGAAGAAGCAAGAGGAAACAAGGCAAGCUGAGUUGUCUUCAAAGACUGCUGAGUUUAAGGCAAUGCAAGCUCAAGCUGAAACUGAGAGACAAAGGGUGGUGUAUGACGAGCAGAAAAAGUUAGCACAAUUUCAAGCACAGACGAAGUCUCAAAUGGCCCGCUAUGAGGACGAAUUGGCAAGGAAGAGAAUGCAGGGUGAAAAUGAGUACCAUAGAGCUAGGAAUCAGGAGCUUGUGAAGCUACAAGAAGAAUCAUCAAUUAGGCAGGAGCAAGCUCGACGAGCAACGGAAGAGCAGAUUCAGGCACAACGACGCCAAACAGAGAGGGAAAAGGCUGAAAUCGAGAGGGAAACAAUCAAAGUGAGGGCCAUGGCUGAAGCAGAAGGUAGAGCUCAUGAGGCAAAGCUAGCUGAAGAGGUUAACAGGCGCAUUCUAGUAGAUCGUGCCAAUGCAGAAAGAGAGAAAUGGGUUGCUGCUAUAAAUGCAACUUUUGACCAUAUUGGAGGUGGUUUGCGGGCCAUUUUGACAGAUCAAAAUAAGUUGGUAGUAGCAGUUGGGGGAGUCACAGCUCUUGCAGCAGGGAUCUAUACGACAAGGGAAGGUGCAAGGGUUAUAUGGAGUUACGUCGAUAGAAUUUUGGGACAGCCAUCACUAAUCAGAGAAUCCUCUCGAGGGAAGUACCCAUGGUCGGGUGUGAUUCCUCGAUCCAUGAGGAGUCUAGCUCAUGUAUCUGAUAAAGGAUCCUCAUCAAAUAAUAGGAAGGGUUUUGGCGAUGUGAUUCUGAACUCUUCGCUUGAUAAAAGAAUCCAGCAGCUUGCCAGUGCUACUGCCAAUACAAAAUCCCAUCAGGCCCCAUAUCGCAAUGUGCUCUUUUAUGGCCCUCCAGGAACUGGAAAAACAAUGGCUGCCAGAGAAUUGGCCCAGAAAUCUGGAUUGGAUUAUGCCUUGAUGACUGGUGGAGAUGUUGCUCCAUUGGGACCGCAGGCUGUGACAAAGAUACAUCAGUUGUUUGAUUGGGCCAAGAAAUCUCAGAGGGGCCUAUUGCUUUUCAUCGACGAAGCAGAUGCAUUUUUGUGCGAGAGGAAUAAAACUUACAUGAGUGAAGCACAAAGAAGUGCACUCAAUGCGAUGCUAUAUCGAACAGGCGAUCAGUCCAAGGACAUUGUUCUUGUUCUUGCCACAAACCGUCCUGGGGAUCUCGAUUCAGCUGUAGCAGACCGGAUUGAUGAAGUCCUCGAGUUCCCUCUACCGGGGGAGGAGGAACGGUUUAAGCUUCUAAAGCUAUAUCUGGAUAAGUAUAUUGUUCAAGCUGGGUCAAGAAAAUCUGGAUGGUUUAAGAAUUUGUUCAAGAAACAACAACAGACGAUAGAGAUUAAAGGAUUGACUGAUGAUGUGAUAAGGGAAGCCGCAGCUAAAACAGAAGGAUUCUCAGGUAGAGAAAUAGCCAAGUUAAUGGCUGGUGUCCAAGCUGCUGUUUAUGGGAGCGAGCAAUGUGUGCUUGACCCUGCCUUGUUCCGAGAAGUAGUGGAUUAUAAGGUUGCAGAACAUCAACAGAGAAGAAAGCUAGCUGGUGAAGAGACAAAUGGCGCGUGAUAUGCUUUAUCAAUUAUCGGGUCGGAGUUGCAGAGCUUCAGUCUAGGCAACAGUUGAUACGGCUGGUGAGAGCACCACUUAGAGCUCUGACCACUUACAGCGGUUUUUGGAUCACUGCGAGAAAACUCGGGGACGCCCCCUUUAGUCACGUUGGAGUUACAUGGCUAACUUAUGAGGAGCCCUACAUUAUGUAAUUUUUUCAGGGGGCUGAGAUUAUUAUUAUUCCCAUUUUCCCUUGUAAGUGGGGGAGUUUUGAUAAGGACUUUAGUUGUCAGUAGCGAGCGAUUGUUGG
Messenger RNA from Rhodamnia argentea, 2430 nucleotides. RefSeq names its product ATPase family AAA domain-containing protein 3. The transcript has 8 exons. The coding region runs from base 219 to 2138 and encodes 639 amino acids. Gene Ontology annotation, cellular component: mitochondrion. NCBI's taxonomy places the organism in Eukaryota, Viridiplantae, Streptophyta, Magnoliopsida, Myrtales, Myrtaceae. Gene Ontology annotation, molecular function: ATP hydrolysis activity; zinc ion binding; ATP binding. The record is from RefSeq and is a predicted model, not a curated record. Gene Ontology annotation, biological process: mitochondrion organization.